Molecule: messenger RNA, 1570 nt
Organism: Papaver somniferum (opium poppy)
Lineage: Eukaryota; Viridiplantae; Streptophyta; Magnoliopsida; Ranunculales; Papaveraceae
Product: putative F-box/FBD/LRR-repeat protein At1g78760
Exons: 3
Coding region: 342-1340 (332 amino acids)
Source: RefSeq, a predicted model, not a curated record
UUUAACGUUGUGGAAGCCCCAAUUGGAAUUCCAAGAUAAGACAUAGGAAACUCAGCAACCGUGCACCUUGCUAAAGUUGCACACACUUCUCCCUGUCGAUCAACUCUAAUUAAAACUUUAAUCAAAAUAGUUCGACAUCGAUGGUUCUGGAUUAACAAACUUCAGGUAUUUUUCACACACUCUCUCUGUUAUUUAAUUUUAGGGUAAAACUAAAUCCAUGGAAGAAGAAACAGAAAUUUCUCCAAUUUCAGAUUACAAUGGAGAAGAAGAAGUAGAUAAACUUAGCAAUUUACCAGAACCUCUCAGUCCAAACAAGCGUUUUAUCAAAGAGAUGGAGAUAUAUGUGGACUCCUCUCCGAACCCUAUCUAUGAAUUUUGAUUAUUGUACACACAGAAAGUUACAUAAUGAUGUCGAUGACUAUAUGUAUUUUGUAGAAAGAGUACUCAUGCUUCGUGAUAAUAAAGAUCUUUUACUUAAUCUUCCUCUACCUGAAGAAUCCAAGUUGCCUCCAUGCAUCUUUACUUGUCAGUCGUUGACUAAGUUGGUGUUGUGUUGCGAUGGUUGGAGAAUGACGAUGGUUAGUUUACCUAAAUCGUUUGAUUUACCUAAACUCAAAACUUUGAAGCUUAAAGGGGUUACAAUUUGUGAUACAGACUUAACUAGUAAGUUCUUGUCAAGCUGUCCUAUUCUAGAAUCGCUGGCAAUAACAAGAUCCAGAGUGAAUCUAAAUGUUAUUAAGACUCCUAACCUUAAGUACUUGACAUUAAAACACAACGAAUGUCAUGGAAUAGGAGGGCGGAAAGUCAGGUUUUAUGCUCCACUUCUCACAUCAUUCAUCUGCGAAAGUGACAUGACUCAUAAACUUGACUAUGCUCUGGAGAACAUUUCUUCUCUAGUUACUUGUGAUAUUACAAUGGCGGUAGACUGGACUGACGAAGAAGAAGAACCAGGGGCAUUUGAAAACUUUAGUGCAGAGGAUAAGGUACAAUAUGCUCAAGAUAUGAUGAAAUUGCUGGGGGCUGUUCGUAGUGUCAAAAAUCUAACGUUAUCACGUUGGCUCAUUAGGGUUAUGUCUGAAGUCCCUGAAUUACUGGAUCGUCACACUUUCGAAUAUUCGAAUCUGCGGAGUUUGACGCUACGACCGUUUCUUUCUAAAGAAUGCUUACCCACAAUAACAUACUUAUUGAAGAUCUCUCCUAAUAUAGAAUUUCUUUGCGUGGUUAUAAAUGAGAGUCCCUAUGAUGACGGGCCUCCGAAGUAUCCAUUAUGUGAUGAGGGAACUCUCGUGAACUACUCCUUGUUUCUUUUUCAUUUCUAUCAUUCAAUGAGGGAAUUAUAGAGACCCCUACCUUAUCCAAACUAAAAAUGCAUACACAUGGUUGUAUUAGUUAAAAUACACUGGUUCUCAAGUCCUCCUAGCAAAACCUUUGCAUAAUUACGAGCCAAUGAAAGUAUCCACCUAGGCGAAUGAUCUGCUGCUCAGUUGGCGACUCUGUGGACACAAGUUCGUCCUAAUCUCAAACUGUAUGAACAGACAAUUAGGUGACAAUUAGGUGUCAGGAGUUCAGA